Trichobilharzia regenti is the source of this 544-nucleotide messenger RNA. The record is from the annotation of a GenBank genome assembly. NCBI's taxonomy places the organism in Eukaryota, Metazoa, Platyhelminthes, Trematoda, Strigeidida, Schistosomatidae.
AUGCUUUGUUGAAGAUAAAUUUAUUCUCCAUGAAAAGGAUGCUGAAAAGAACAAAAUGGAAAUCAAAUUUAUUGAUGUUUAUCCAUCACUUAUUUCCGCUUGUGAUGAAAAUACAUGAUGAUAAAUUAUACUUUAUCGAUAUCUAUUUAAGCACAGAAGAGAAGUUGGUUCACUUAAGAGAGACUUCUAUAGGACAAUAUACACAUUUCUUCAGUUUCAUGCCUAUCCGAUAUCCAUUGAGUUUGGUCAGAGGCCUCAUGAAUAGAGCAAGAAAGAUCUCCAUCAAUGAUUCCGUAGAAUAUGAAUUAGGAUACAAAACAUGUAGUUCAGCGAGGAGUAUCUUUUCGGCGAAUUCAUUCACUUAACUGCAGAAUCCAAAUUAUGUGCGGUUAUUUUUUGCAUGUGUUUGCAAAUUUGGUUCUUCCAAAUGAAUGGCUAAGGAAAUGAAGGCGUAUUGCCUUUGGUAGGUUAUUCUUCACUUUGUAGAUUACUCUGAAUUAGGCGUUUGUUGAUAUGGAAUGGUCAGUGUUGACAAGAUGUUCGA